Gavialis gangeticus (Gharial) is the source of this 3143-nucleotide messenger RNA. It is a transcript of the gene CNKSR1, whose product is annotated as connector enhancer of kinase suppressor of Ras 1. The record is from RefSeq and is a predicted model, not a curated record. Gene Ontology annotation, molecular function: protein binding. Lineage: Eukaryota; Metazoa; Chordata; Crocodylia; Gavialidae.
CCCCCGUGGGUAGCAAUGGGCACUGGGGGCCUCACUGCCUUUCCUGCAGGUCUGGACGAGCGGCUGCAGCGGUAUCCCUGGGAGGCAUGGACCCUGACCGGGCAGGACUUGCUGUGCCUGUCCCACCGCAACCUGGAGCACCUGGGCGUGCGGUGCAUGGGUCACCAGGAGCUGCUGCUGGAGGCUGUGGAGCAGCUCUGUGCGCUGUACUACGAGCUGGAGACCACCAACCUGCGAACACUGACCAUGAAGCUGCGGCGGGUGGCUCGGACCAUCCAGGCUCUCGUCCUGAGCAGCCAGAGGGUGACCGCCUGUGCCGGGGACGGGGCCGAGCCCCCCCCUCUGGACCUCCUGGCCAGCGUGGUGGAGCUGGUCGGUGCAGCUAAAGGGCUCUUCUCGUGGCUCAACAGGUACCUCUUCACCCACCUGCACGACUAUUCCUCCAGCCGGGACAUCAUCCCGCUGUGCGCGGAGCUGGCCGAGGCCGUGCGGAAGGACUGCAGAGUGUCCGAGAGAGAGAACCAGGUCCUGUUGAUCUGCAGGCAUGUCGUGGGCAUCUGCGAGAGCAUCCUGAGCUGCAGCCCCACGUCUCUCCUGGACCGGACGGCCGUGCUGGAGAGCGUGGUGCUGGACCUGGCGCUGCCCGACGACAGCCUGGGCAUCGAGAUCGAGUCCACCAGCUCUGGCCUUCACUUCAUCUCAGGGACCGCCAGCGAGUCUCUGGCCGAGCACUGCAGCCAGAUCCUGCCGGGGGAUGAGCUAGUGCAAGUCGGCGACCAGGUGGUGGUGGGCUGGACCCGGAUGAAUCUGGCUAAGAAACUCCUCGAAAAGCCGAGCCAGGUGACUUUGGUGCUGAAGAGGAUUCCCCUAAGCUUCCUGGGGUCUCCUCCAUACCAGGCCCUGGAAAGCUCCGAUGCGGCAGACUCUUCGGGCUCCAAAGGCAAUGACUCCCCCAGCACUUCAGUCUGCCUGCCCUGCAGCGUGACGGCCAGCCAGGAGCCGGGGCCAGACUCUGCGCCGGGAACCGCUGCUGACGGCGAGGAGGGGCUGGCCCUGCACCACCCGGAAGAGGACGCAGGGGACCUUGUCGGGCGCCCCGGUGAGGAAGGAGCAUCUGUGGGAGAGAGCACAGCUGUGGGGACGGACCUGGAGGGUCCCCUCUCCCCAGCCAGACCCAGCACUUUGGCCCUGGAUCUGGGGCCACCGGGAUCCCCAGGGAACAGGAGCGGAGGCAGGAGUCCGGGCCUCGACCCCUCCGACCAGCCAAGCCAGGGCAGCCCGGAGGGUCGCUGCAAGCAGAAAGGAGUGGCGACCAGGCUGAGCCGCCGGCGGGUCUCAUGCCGGGACCUGGGCCGGGUGGACUGUGACGGCUGGCUCCUGAAGAAGAAGGACCACGCGGGCUUCAUGGCCCAGAAGUGGAAGCGGUGCUGGUUCGUGCUCAAGGGCCAUGCACUCUACUGGUACAACCACCCCCAGGAUGAGAAAGCUGCAGGCCUGAUCAAUGUGGCCACUUACAACUUGGAAAGCACGAGGGAGCUGAAAAAAAAAUAUGUCUUCCAGCUGUCCCACGAGAAGUACAAGCCCUUCGUGUUUGCGGCCGAGACCCUGUCAGACCUGAGCAUGUGGGUGAGUCGUCUGAUAGCUGCCAAGACCAAAUACAACCUGGCUCACCAGUCGCUACCGCACAGAGAGGAAGACUGCUACAGCGAGACAGAGGCUGAGGACCCCGACGAUGACGCCCCCAGACCCAGCUCUGAGCCACCAAAGCGCCGGGAGCUGCAGCGCACCCUGGAGAGACCCCAGCCCCUCCCCGCAGUGCGGAGCAGCAGCAGCUCCCCCAGGCCAGCAGGGAGCCCUCUGGGCAGCCCCAGCAGCACCGCACCCCGCUCCCCCCUGGGGGCUUCCCCCCCUGCACCCAGUGCAGAUGCUGCUAAUGAAGACCUGGAGUCCCUGAUCGAGUGUCUGAAGCAAGGCGGCGUGUCGCUGAUCGGCCGGCAGCAGUUCCUCACCCGCGAGCAGUACCGCCGGUCCUUCAUCAAGCGCAACGCCAACCCCCACAUCAACGAGAAGGUGCACCUGGUCCGGGCUCUGCAGAGCACGCUCAAGGCGAAAGAAGCCGAGCUGCAGGUCCUGGAUCAGCUCCUGGGCGACGCAGAGCUGACCUCGGAGAAGUUCCAGACCUGGAAGGAAGAGCACCAGGAGGUCUACCAGGACAUCCAGGUGUGGGGGGCUCACAGGCUUGGCCAGGAUGAAGGCACUGCAGUCCAGCUCAGUGAUGAACCCAGCCCACAGGAAGCCGCUGCUGCACUAACCCCCUAACACGGACCCUGGGCAGAUCCGGGGUGAUGCCAGCCCCUUCAGGAACUGCCUGCAGACCUUGCCUUGCAUCCGGCGCACGAGGGAGGAAGCCGCUCUCCCUCUUGCUGGUGCUGCAUUCGUUGGCCUGGAGCACGGCACGGGCUUUCUGAGUCCUCCGCCCAGAGCAGGCAUCACCCUGGAGCCUGCCCCGCCAGUCUGGGGCCUCUGCGAGGGAUCCCCAGAAUCGCUCCCAGGUGCUGCGUUGGUUGAUAGAGGAUUUGCUUCUUCAAGGCCCCUGUGCAGUCACGGAAGGGACAUGGGGCGCUUGUGAUUCUGGAGCUCCAGGGAAAGGAGUGCCUACGAACGUGUCGGCGGGGUUGAACGGGGCUGCGCAGCCCUUGGGCUGGAGCACGGACCCAUCUUGGCUCCAGGGACUCUCUUCCCCUCACCGCUGCAGAAGCUUUGGGUGAACCAAGCCCUGGCGUGACAUCCCAGGGAGGAGGUGGAUGCACCCAAAAGCCCCGGCCGGGUCCUAUGGCCGAAUCCCACCUUUGCUGUCGCCGACGGCUGUAGACAGGUGUAUUUGUGUCCCAGCCCCACCACUGAUUUUUGUUUAUGCCCUUGGGCAAGUCCUUCAGUUGUGUUGUGCCUCAUUUUCCCCAGCUGCAAGCAGGGGAUGGGAUGGAGCGGCUUUGUGUCCGCUUGCCCAGGGCGCUCGGGGAGAACGGAGACUGCGGGAGCCACGUCCCCGUGAGCAUCACCUGGCUCUGCUCAAGCCCCAGCUGGUGCCGCUCCAGCCCUGCCAAUACACUGAAAUAAAAUCUCUGCCUGUUUUUACAUUUCUC